Messenger RNA from Pyricularia grisea, 306 nucleotides. RefSeq lists its product as uncharacterized. The record is from RefSeq and is a predicted model, not a curated record. NCBI's taxonomy places the organism in Eukaryota, Fungi, Ascomycota, Sordariomycetes, Magnaporthales, Pyriculariaceae. The transcript has 2 exons. Bases 1 to 306 code for a protein of 101 amino acids.
AUGCGCUACUAUAUUCUGUUAUUUUUGCUUCCAGUCUUUGUUUCCGCGCAACCACCACCAGUUAGCCCUAAGAGGCCUGUUACUCCUCGUACUGGUGCGCUAUGCUGCGCCAGCUCAGGCAUUGCCGACCCUACCUACACCUGCAAAAACAUGGGUUUAGACUCGUUUUGUUGCACGGCCAAACCCAAUUUUAAAGCGCGGGGGUGCGACGGCCUGGGAGGAAUCGCCUCGACUGGACGCAGUGUCAAGGGCUUUCCACCUCCAAAUGGUGAAUGUGGUUGGACUGGGUUUAUUGGAUGCGCGUAA